AUGCCACGCUUCGUUGAAGAUGGCACUUCUCUGCACCUGACUGCAGAAUCCAUAUUGGACAAGGUGGACGCUGCGACUUCCAUGGCUGCGGAAGCAAAGGAAUUUGCGCGAGCUCUCGCGGAGGAGUUUUCAGGGACGACAACCGGCGACGACUUCCCCUGUUGCUGCUGUGAAAUCAUCUGCGACUGUCUCAAGUGCUGCCUAGACGCUCUUCCGUUCGUGGGAACCUCAAGUACCUCCUCACAUCGGAGGAGGAAUAAAAGUCUCUUGGAAGCUCCGGGACAGGAAGAGAUGGGCGGAGAGCAGCCCAGCCUCCUGGAGCGGAUCGCACGGUUGUCCUCCGAGGACCUUGGAGAAGUUCUACGCCUCGCGAUGAAGUCAGAGAAAUGGAACUCCAAGGAAAAGUUUGGAUUGUGGCUCUUUGAGAAGAAGUUCGGCGAGCACGAGCGGAAAAACUUGGAGAAAUGCGUCGAGCAACUGGAGCUGGAAACACCCAAGCUCAUGGAGGAGGACCACCUGACGAAGAAGGAUGUGGAGCAAAAGAAGACCAGCGAUGCCAAGGUUGCGGCCAAGUUCGUGAAGAUGUUGGCAGCAACAACGCUGACCAAGCAUGGCGCCGCCAUCGCGGGGACGGGAUUAGGAGCCGUUAAGCUGCAGCACUGUGAGCCAGUCCUCUGCGCUGGGGACCUGCAAUAUAAGCUGGACCAAACGGGCCUUCACCAGUGCACCUGGAACUGUCCGACCGGCCAAGUUCCAGCACUUUUCCAAUCAGUUGGUGCGGAGAUGAUGGAAGAACUGGAAGAGGUCACGCCGCUGGAGGAAGAGAAGAAAGAAGUCCAAGAAGCCGCCAAGGAGAUGGAAAGCGUGGCCUCUUCCCCAAAGGAAUUUGAGAAGUCCGAGGCGUUCUCCCAGGUCAACAAGCUCAAGCUGCGCUUCCAUGAGGCACUGAGUGACAAGCCACUGAAGCUGUCUCAGACGGCAAAUCCCACAACCCUGGGUGCCGUGAAGACGAGCGCGCUUCGAUACCAUGGCAAAUGCAGCCCCCCCGAAUCAUUCGAGGGUCAGCUCAAGCGCGCUGUGCUGUUCCAGGGCGACAACAAGGAAAUCCCGAAAGGGAGCGUGGUGGAGGUGACACGCUUGCCGGCAACGUCGACGUUGGGCCGGGUUGGAAACUUCUUCAGCCCCUUUUCCUCGAACAUGAAGGAGGACGAGGUAGAGGUGACCUAUCAGGGCAAGGAAUAUGUGGUGAAGAGCAAGGACCUGCAGCGCACGGCCGUUGGAAAAGUGUCGGUGGACGAGGGCCUUCAGGACUGGCUCCUCAGCACAGGCGACACCAUCAAAAUCCAGAUGCCGCCGAAGCAGCAAGACCCCAAGGAGUCAUUGACUCGCGUGAGAUACUAUCCGUUGACGGAUGACGAAGAUGAGGAGGAUCAGGCGGAAGGCCGCUCCAGAAGCUUGACAUGCUGCUUGUGA
This is a messenger RNA of Symbiodinium sp. CCMP2592, 1473 nucleotides long. Lineage: Eukaryota; Dinophyceae; Suessiales; Symbiodiniaceae. The record is from the annotation of a GenBank genome assembly.